This is a messenger RNA of Prunus armeniaca (apricot), 6681 nucleotides long. The record is from the annotation of a GenBank genome assembly. NCBI's taxonomy places the organism in Eukaryota, Viridiplantae, Streptophyta, Magnoliopsida, Rosales, Rosaceae.
AUGGAACUCAACGAUUCAACUAGCGACGAACUCAGAGACGCCAGGCCCGCCGCCGCCGAGCCCACUCGCUCCGUGCUCGGCAUCGAUCUCAAUGAGAUCCCUUCCCCGUCCGAAACCCUACCCGAUUCUUACGACGUCGUACGCUCUUAUCACGACCACCCUUCUCCGCCGCCCGGCGGUCCUGCCGGUGUUCCCGGCUCGGCUCGCGGCUCCGCUUGCCCUUUCUGCGGCAAGCCCGAGGUUCGCGGCCACGUGGUCGUCUGCGACGGCUGCGAGCGCGGUUUUCACCUCACCUGCGCCGGAAUGCGCGGCCGCCAAGCCGUGAAUUUGGAGGAAUGGGUCUGUGAGGAGUGUACGGGCACUGGGGUUAGGAGCAAGCGCUGGCCGCUUGGAGUUAAGUCCAAGCAGAUUCUGGAUAUCAACGCUUCGCCGCCGAGCGACGUCGACGACAUUGAGGAGUUGCGCGAUUUGAGAAAGCACACUCCCGGUGGUAAUUCUUUUGGUGGCAAUCCAUUUGGUGCCCCAGUGACAUAUUCAAACUUCUUGUACCCUGGAAACGGAUUUGGCUCGGAAAAAGCUUCUGCAGUAAUGACACAUACGGUUAAAGUGGGAUUUGAAGAUAUAUUGCAACAUACACAGACAAUGGGUGGAAGCUUUGAGGAAGUAGAUUUGAGGUUCCCUCUUGGAAAGCAUAGGAGUAGUAAUAAUGCGUCUAUUAGAAUACCAUCCCGGAGUCCUAGUGAGAUAUUUUUACAGGCUCUCAAAGAUUUUGUUUCUGAGAGGCAUGGUGUACUAGAGGAAGGUUGGCAUGUAGAAUUUAAAGAGUCAGUAGGCAAUUGUGAACCAUAUUUAGUGUACCGUGCUCCAAAUGGGAAGACAUUUGAUUCAGUAUAUGAAGUUGCGUAUUAUCUUGGCUUGAUGCCUAACUGCAAUUCUGUGGGAUCUGAAAUAAGAAGGGAGGGGUCUCUGUCUAAUACAGAAAAGACCUAUCUACCUAGAAAAAGAAAGUCAAGACUUUUAUACACCAAUGGAUUGGCUGAAAAUAAGGAGCUAUCUUCCAAUGGUCUAAGUAUGGAAGCUUCUGCCUGUGGUUUGGGGAAUAAUGUAAAACUGACAGAAGUUGGUGCAGAAGAAAAUGGUUGCAUUGGCUCUCAGCAAAACAAUGAGGGACUUCCGGUGCAGUUUGAAGAUUUCUUUGUUCUUUCUUUGGGUGAAGUUGAUACAAGGCCUUCUUAUCAUGAUUCUAACCUGAUCUCCCCUGUAGGCUAUAGAUCGUGUUGGCAUGAUAAGAUUACUGGUUCAUUAUUCGUGUGUGAAGUUUUGGACGGUGGUGAUUCUGGACCUCUUUUUCGGAUCAGAAGGUGUUCAUGCUCUGCAUUGCCAAUUCCUAAUGGUUCAACUAUCCUCUCUAGGCCACAACUUGGUAACUUUUGUAGUCACAUUGAUCAGGAAAGUCGUGACCCUACUUGUGAUAAUGAUGGAAGCAUACAUAUGAUUCUAUCAGAUCCUUCUCCGCUUAUGGAAAAUGAUAUUUUGUCUUGCCUGAGGAGUUGGUCGGAGGAAGCCAGUGAUGUCCAGACAUCAGCUGAAUUGCAGUUUGAAGAUAAUUCUGGUUGUGGAAAACCUGGAACUCUUUCAUCUGCUGAUUUGGGUACAAGGGAUGACAUUGGUGAGAUUUCAAUAGAAGACCAUUCUUCGUCUGCAGCUUGGGGAAUGAUUUCACAAAAAAUUGUUAAUGCUUGUUCUGAAAUAUUUAAACAGAAAGGCAUUUUUAAAUUUGUCUGUAAGCAUGUUGAAAAUGCCCAGGCCUUCCAAAAUGGGGUUAUAAGAAACGAGGAUGACAAAGUGAACCAUACUCCAUUGGACAAGUUUUGUAGCUCACCAGUUUCUGUUAGCAUCCCGUCUGUAAUUCAGGCGGACGACGAACCUGGCUCGUUUUACGACAUAUUAGCGAAAUGGCUGGACCAGGAUAGAUUUGGAUUAGAUGUCGAUUUUGUGCAAGAACUUUUGGAGCAGCUUCCUGGUGCCCAAUCCUGUUCUCAAUAUCAAUAUCUUAGCGAUAGAGGUUUUAAUUCUACUCAGCUAACUGUGGGAAAUGGGCUUCUAGUGGUUGAAAUGAGAGCUGGAUUGCAUGGUAAAGAAGAAGAAGUGUUAGACAAUUUGUUUAGGAGGUCCAAAAAAGCGAAGUUGGUCAAGGAUCAUCCACCUCCUCUUGGGAAGCCAUUGUGCUUGAGGUUUCCUCCUGCCCUUGUUGGUGACGUUUAUCAGGUUUGGGAACUAUUGUCACACUUUGAUGAAAUUUUGGGUCUAAAGGAGGCGUUCUCUUUGGAAGAACUUGAGGAGGAACUAGUUAACCCUUGGUUCGGUAGCUCAGAUCGUACAGAGAAGUUUGAGAGGCAAAUCCAAGGCUCUCAAGCUUUAAAUUCACAUAGAAUUGAUUAUACUAGUGGACAAUUAUCUUCUAGCUCCGAGUCUGGCUUGGCCUUAGCUGGGAAUAAUCCACAUGCGUUCAUACACAUGGAAACUGGAGCGAUGAAGGAGGCAGCUCAAGCUAAGCUUGCAUCUGUUACUUACAGCAGAUGUUCUGGCAUAGCUUUGACAAAAGCUCAUGCAUCACUGCUAAGAGUGCUCAUAGGUGAGUUGCAGUCCAAGGUUGCUGCCCUGGUGGAUCCAAAUUUUGAUUCUGGAGAUGUGAAGUCAAAGCGGGGAAGGAAGAAAGAUGUUGAUAGUUCAAUUCCAGUGAAAAGAACGAAGCUUAAUAUACUCCCGAUUAAUGAACUGACUUGGCCAGAGUUAGCACGGAGAUACGUCUUGGCUGUUUUAGCCAUGGAUGGUAACCUUGAAUCUGCUGAGAUUACCGCUCGCGAAAGCAGUAAAGUGUUUCGCUGCUUACAAGGUGAUGGUGGGGUGCUCUGUGGCUCUUUAACUGGAGUAGCUGGGAUGGAAGCGGAUGCACUUUUGCUUGCAGAGUCUACAAAGCAAAUUUUUGCUUCAUUUAACAGAGAAAAUGACGUACUUACAAUAGAAGAGGAGGUGUCUGAUGGUGGAGCAGGUGCUAAUGAGAAGAAUUUGGGGAAUGGUAGUAAUACACCAGUAUGGGCACAGGUGCUGGAACCUGUUAGAAAGCUACCAACUAAUGUGGGAACAAGAAUCAGAAAAUGUGUUUAUGAGGCUUUGGAUAAGGAUCCACCUGAAUGGGCAAGGAAAAUACUGGAACAUUCAAUCAGUAAGGAAGUUUAUAAGGGCAAUGCAUCAGGACCUACAAAGAAAGCUGUUCUUUCAGUGCUAGCAGAUGUAUCGGGUGAAGGCUUGCUACAAAAGGCUGAGAAGGGAAGAAAGCGGAAGAUUAAUAUAUCUAUUUCUGAUGUUAUUAUGAAACAAUGUCGCAUUGUAUUGCGUCGUGCUGCUGCUGCAGAUGACACAAAGGUUUUCUGCAAUUUGCUGGGAAGAAAGCUGAUAAAUUCAAGUGAUAACGAUGAUGAGGGGCUUCUUGGAUCACCGGCCAUGGUAUCUCGGCCUUUGGACUUCAGGACUAUUGAUUUGAGAUUGGCAGCUGGAUCCUAUGGGGGAUCACAUGAAGCUUUUCUUGAGGAUGUCCGUGAGCUAUGGAGUAAUCUACGAAUUGCUUAUGGGGAUCAGCCUGAUUUGGUUGAGUUGGCUGAGACGUUAGCCCAAACUUUUGAAACAUUAUAUGAGAAGGAGGUUAUUACGCUUGUUCAUAAGCUUGCAGAGACUGCGAAGUUGGAAUGCUUAAGUGCUGAAAGGAAAAAGGAAAUCGAUGAUUUACUUGCUUCCACAAGUGGGAUUCCCAAAGCCCCUUGGGAUGAUGGAGUGUGCAAAGUAUGUGGCAUUGAUAAAGAUGACGACAGCGUACUGUUGUGUGAUACUUGUGAUGCUGAGUAUCAUACUUACUGUUUAAAUCCUCCUCUUGCAAGGAUCCCAGAAGGAAACUGGUAUUGUCCCUCGUGUGUUGUUUCUAAACAAAUGGUUCAAGAUGCAUCAGAACAUCAUCAGGUCAUUAGAAAACGCCGUCGUAAAAAUUACCAGGGAGAAGUUACCCGCACUUACUUGGAGGCACUUGCACUUCUAGCCGCGAAAAUGGAAGAAAAUGAGUAUUGGGAAUUCAAUGUGGAUGAGAGAACAUUCCUGCUUAAGUUCUUAUGUGAUGAGUUGCUUAAUUCAGCUGUUAUUCGUCAACACCUUGAGCAUUGUUCUGAGACAUUGGCAGAGUUGCAGCAGAAAUUGCGGUCUUUAUCUGCAGAAUGGAAGAAUCUCAAGUCAAAAGAAGAGAUCUUGAUUGCAAAAGCUGCCAAGGUUGAUCCAAGUCUCGAAGAAGACGGUGUAAAGGAAGGGCUUUCUACUUCGGUUGAAAACCAUGAAAAAAUUGUUCUUCAGGCACAUGCUUUGAGUGGCAGGUCUAACUCCUUUAAUGUAGUCUCCGAUGAUCUACCAGCACUAGAGGGUGCUCGAGGGUUAGAUAAACACCCAUCUGCCAGUAAUGCAGAAUAUAGUAGCCAACAUUCUGUAGAUACUGAAGCUAGGGCAAAAGAUGUCCAUGCUGCUGUGCAUGACACCAGUACACCAGGGAAUGUUUCUUCAAAUGCGGCUUCUGAGAAAAGUGACAUAUCCUCGAGACUAAUUGAGUUCCCUUCAUCAAAUUCUUUGCCACAUGAAAUCAAUGGCUCUAUUGGAAAAAUAGGUUGCCUUGGUCAUCCACAAGACAAUAUGGAAAUGGAUGUAUCUCUGCCUUUAGAUCAGCAAGGAGUUUGUAUCCCUUCAGAUGUGAGGAGUAAUCAUGUGGGUCAGCACACGUCACCUGCUUCUGUGAAUGAAUCACAAUCCUACCACCUUGAGUUGAAUUCUGUCAAAAGUGACUUAUCACUUUUACAGGAUUCAAUUACCAGUGUAGACUUUGAGCUUUCAAAGCUGUCCGUACGAAGGGAGUUUCUGGGAAUUGAUUCUCUGGGUGGCUUAUACUGGGCUUCAGGACAUUCUCGGAUUGUUGUAGAUCGAACCGUGUCAGUGCAGGAUGGGAUGAAUAUGACAGAUGGCAGAGACCCCGUAUGGAGGGGUUCUGUUAUGCAAAGUUGUGCUUCAACUGGUGUGGAUAGUUCUUUGCCGUUAGAGGGGUCUAAAGCUGGCUGUCCGUAUUUAUUUGAACCAAACAGUGCUGUUGCUUUUAGUGCACCUUGGGUUUCUUAUCAAACUGAUGCAGAAAUUGAUGAACUUAUAGGUUGGUUGAAGGAUAAACACCCCAAGGAAAGAGAGCUGAAAGAGUCGAUAUUGCAGUGGAAAAAGUCAAGGUUCCAAAAGUUUCAGAAAUCUAGAAGCCAAAGUCAGGAUGAGCUCCUAACUGCUAUUUCAGUGGCUAGAAAUGGUGAAAAAACCGAAUCUGAUUGUCUUGUUACUAGGGCAGCCACUUUGCUGGAGAAGAUGUACGGUCCAUGCUCAGAGUUGGAAAACACUGACAUCUCAAAAAAGCGGGGUAAGAGGGCUAGACUAACCAAUGAUGAGAGAAUGUACAGGUGCGAAUGUUUGGAACCCAUUUGGCCCAAUAGACAUCAUUGCCUCUCUUGCCACAGAACCUUCGUCACUGAUGCUGAACUGGAGGGGCAUAAUGAUGGUAGGUGUGUUCCAUUUUCAGCAGCCUGUGAGAAGGGAAAGGAAAUAAGUGAUUCUUCUAAAGUUAAGGGAAGUUUAAAGUGUGAGAUAAAUCGGGAAGAGUGCAGAGGUGAACUAAACAGUGUUGAAACUUCCAAAAGCAUGCAUUCUGAGCUUAGUGCGAAGUUGAUAAAGUUUCAGAAUGGAGGGUUAGUCUGCCCAUAUGACUUUGAAGAGAUCUGUUCCAAGUUUGUGACAAAUGAUUCAAACAAGGAUUUGAUACAGGAAAUAGGUCUUAUAGGUUCACAGGGAGUUCCAUCUUUUGUCCCAUCCUUAUCUCCUUAUCUCAGUGAUUCUACACUGGAGUUAGUCACUCAGAAAGAUGUCGGUGUGCACAGUAAUGGACCAGAGGCUGCUGAACAGCUAGUUUUACAAGGAAAGACUAAUGUUGAUAUUGCAGGCUGUAGCAGUCUAUCUGGGAAAGGUGGUGGGUUGCUAAAUGCCAACAUCCCAACUUUGGGAUGUCUGGAAAAAGGAGAGAAGAGACCCUCAGGUAGUCAUUCUUCUGUUGUGGGUGCUGGUCGCUUCUGUGUGGUCCCCCAGUCUUCUUUGAGGCCCUUAGUUGGCAAAGUUUGUCAGAUCUCUAGGCGACUCAAGAUCAAUCUACUAGAUAUAGAUGCAGCACUCCCUGAAGAAGCUCUUAGACCAUCAAAGUCACACUUGGAAAGGAGAUGGGCCUGGCGUACGUUUGUUAAAGCAGCAGUGACAAUAUAUGAAAUGGUUCAAGCGACAAUUGUGCUGGAGGACAUGAUAAAGACUGAGUACCUAAGGAAUGAGUGGUGGUAUUGGUCAUCAUUCUCAGCUGCUGCUAAAAUUUCUACGUUGUCUGCCCUUGCCCUGCGUAUAUACUCCCUUGAUGCUGCUAUCAUGUAUGAGAAGAUGUUUCCUAGUUCAGAUCCAGCGGACAAGUUGGAGCCCAGCAGCGUUCUUGACCUGAAGCUGCUUCCUAUUUUGGAUUCAACAGAAAGAACUAAGUUAAGUAGGAAAUCUAACAAGAAAAGGAAGGAACCAGAGGGUUGA